Messenger RNA from Heterotrigona itama, 3474 nucleotides. The record is from the annotation of a GenBank genome assembly. NCBI's taxonomy places the organism in Eukaryota, Metazoa, Arthropoda, Insecta, Hymenoptera, Apidae.
UCUGUAAUAUAUUAGAAUUUAGAAUCUAGUGCCCCCUAGAUUUUCAUCACAAACUUUUUCAUCAUAUAAACCGUUAGGUACACUUUCCCGUGUUACAUGAAAUAUAACUUUAAUUUUUAGAAUAAAUCAAUAUCGUACAUUUAUAUUUCCUAUGUAUAUACAUUGUUAUGAUACAAGUGUCUUUUUCACAAAUGAAAAGUUCAAGAGUACAACUUGUUAAUUUUAUCCAAGCAGUUUUACAAUGGCAAAGUCAAAUCUGAAGAAGAACUGUAGAAAGAACUUUGUGAACUAAUUAUAUACGCAAUUAACGGCAUAGUUGUUUCCUCUUUUGUCUGAUACUUUAUUAGUAAACUAAUUUACUAAUUGAGGGAAAUCUGCUGUCAGUAAAGAUACCAAACUAGAUAUGAUAUGUGGCGUAAGAAAGAUCGCGCCACGAUAGCUUCGAGGACGCUUGCAAUGGUGGAAAAUGGAGUCUAUUAACCUGUGAUGUUGAUACAACUGUUUUUAAUCAUAAAAAAGCUUUUCAUGGAAUUAAAAUGGCUGGUAAAGUGUGGAAUACAGAUAUAUGGAAAGCAUGGGAUAAACAUGGAAAAAACGAUUUAAUAUUGAUGCGGCAAUAUCAUCUGCAAUAGUGGAUAUAUUUACACUGAUAGACGCGGAAGCACAUAACGAAGAAAGAAAUAAUUUUUAUUAUCUUGUAAAAGAAUCAGAAAAGUUUCUCACAGAUAGGAUAUUGAAGGAACGUUUAGACAUUGACACAUUGCAAGAUGUAGGAACACUGAAAAAUAAGAAUUUCCAAAUCAAAUUCAUCAAAGUGAAGACAAAAUUUUAUAAACAACGGAAGUUUAAUUUAUUUCGAGAGGAAAGCGAAGGAUAUUCUAAACUUAUAGUGGAAUUGAAUCAGGAACGCCCAGAAAAUGAAGUAGCAUCGAUAUUGGAAAUUGUUAAGUCUCUUAUCGGAUAUUUUAAUCUCGAUCCUAACAGAGUGCUCGAUAUUUUGUUAGAAACUUUUGAGAAUCGACCUCAAGACGAUGCACUUUUUAUCCCUUUAAUUCGCUCGUACAUGAGUGAUCAGCAGGUACUCUGCGAAGUUUUAGGAUUUAAAUAUUGUUCGACUGUCAAUGUUACUCCAUUUUCAUUGCAAAAAGUUACUGCGCUUAUGUUGCAACACGGUGUCAUUAAAUUGGACGAUAUAUUGCCAUGGUUAGUGCCAGAUGAUAAGACAAUUAUUAAAGAACACGAACAAGCAAUGAAACAGGCGAAAGAAUACGUUCGCAAGUUGAGCGUAAUUUCUACGAAAGACAAGGAGGACAUACUAGAAGAGAAGGAAAAUCCACAGGAUAAGUAUGCAAGUAAUCAAAAGUUCGGAUUAUGUGAAGCACUUCUAGAGAUAGGAGCUUGGGAAGUAGCAGAAAACUUAUUCAAUCGAUUACCUGAACACAGUCUCACCGAUCAACGUCCUAUUGCAUUAGCGUUGUGCAAAAUGAUUCAAUCUCUUAUUGAACCUGUUUAUCGCAAACAUUGUAUAAUAUCGCCAAAAUUGCAAGGUAGAAGAGUUCCGCAAUUAAAGAGCUCUCUUGCUCCAAAGCCAAUCGAGAGUCUUGAGGACAUUCAUGAUCAAUUAUUACCAAUGCUCAUAGUCCUCGGUCCUAAUCUACAUCAUGAUCCUGUUCUGAUGUACAAGAUCAUGCGAUUAUGUCAUGCAGCUAUAAAACAGUGUCCAUUAGACACUAAUAAACAACCAGUUGAUAAAAAUAAUUUGUAUUACGACGUAUUGACUAUUCUCGAUGUGGCGUUACUGCCUUCAUUGUCUUUUAUGGACUGCAACUGUUGCGUUGCAGAAGAAUUGUGGAACAUUUUAAAGUACUAUCCAUAUCAGAAUCGAUACUGUUUGUAUGCUCGAUGGAAGAAUGAUACGCCUUUGCAACAUGCUGCGCUUUUAAGAAAAAGGGCAGAUGCGCAGAAGAAAAUUAAGUCUAUUAUGAAAAGAGUGAGCAAAGAAACCAUAAAGCCCGUAGGAAGAUCGAUAGGCAAACUUACACAUUCGUCACCUGGUGUAUUGUUCGAUUACGUUCUUAUACAAAUCCAGUUAUAUGAUAAUCUUAUAGGUCCUGUUGUAGAUUCCUUGAAAUAUUUGACUAACAUUUCUUACGAUGUACUUGGUUACUGUCUCGUAGAAGCUUUAGCUGGUGCUGACAGAGAUAGAUUUAAGCAUGAUGGCACCAGCAUAUCUCUUUGGCUUCAAUCCCUUGCUUCAUUUUGCGGAGCCAUAUUUAAAAAGUAUAAUAUAGAACUUACUGGUUUGCUGCAGUAUGUAGCUAAUCAACUUAAAGCACAAAAAAGGUACAUUAUAUUAAAAUUAAUUUCUUUCAAUAUAUAAUAAUUUAUUCAUUUCAUGUUGUAUAGAUUCAUAUAUUAUACAUAUAUAUUUUUGAUUUUUAGAAUUUUUUAAGUUAAGAGCAAUUAUUGUUAAUGUGAUAUUUUUAAUCCCUUUCUGCUCGAUUUUAAUUAAAUAAAAAAUAAUCUUUUAUUCUUUAAACAGCUAAACAAAGAAGAUUCUAUAUUUUUCUCUUGAUUUGCUAAGUAAAAAACAGACCACACAUAAAGGAAGUUGAAAUAGUAUUAUAUAUUGUCGUACUUUUCAGUGGUAAUAUUAAUACAAAUUAUUAAUAAAUCACAAUCUUGUUUUCGUUAGUCACAGGAAAAUUAUUACUAAAUAUAUAUUAUGUUCUCAAGGUUUACAUUUAAAUACAUAAAACUUGUCAAUUAUAUUUGAAUUCUUGUUAAAAUCUAUCCAGACAAACAGUGUGUUUUUUUAAAUAGAGAGUUUUCAUAAACAUGGUUGUAAUUAAGUGUAUAUAUGAUAUUGCAGAGGAGAUAUUCAAACAAAAAUUUAAAAAAGUUAAAAUACAAAUUUUGAUCCACUGUUUGUAAUUUCAAAAUAAUUAUUACUCAUGAAUACAUGAAAAAAAUUGAUUAAAUUAUAAUAAAUGUACUAUGAAAACUUUUUAAUUGCAGUGAACAUACAUACACUAUCAUUCUGCUGUAAUAGUUCGUAAAUGGAAACACAUAAUAUCAUUGAGUAAAUAAAAUUUACAAAAUUUUCAUUGCAAAGGAAUUUUACCAAUGAUAAUUUUAAAAGGGUGGCAUAUAAGAUUCUCUCUUCAUUCUUUUCAAACAUGUCUUUGAUUGUAAUAUAAUAUUUUCGUUUUUUAUAUAUUGAUCCGCACAAAAUUCCAUAAAAAUCCAAUACAAAUAGUUGAAGAAGACUGAUAUAAAUUGAUAUAAAUGUUUGACAUUCUGGAGCAAAUUUUAUGGAUUUUAUUUAUUUCUGGAUUAAUGAAUGAUUAUGAAUCAUUAUAUUUUAAUGAAAUAAGAAUUUGUUAUUUUGGAAUAAUGAAAUACAAGUGAUUUGUGGGAUACAUAUUCAUAUAUAUUUUACUAUAAAGAAAAUUAAAAUAUAAGGAAAAAUAA